UKUUAACUGCGGCAGAUGGGGAGUUCAGACGAUGUUUUUGCAUUGGGUUAUAUCCGUUAUGUAUAUUUUCAUAUACCGAUGUCACUCGUGAGAUCCAUUACCGUAAGCCUWCAGCUGUUACAGCGUCAUAAAGAUAGUCUCGUGUGGACACGGUGGACUAGAGACUACUAAACGGACCACGACCGAGGCGCGCGCACAGUAGCAAGCUGAAGACGCAGCCUACUUCGCCCUGAUGUUUGAGUGACUGMGUGACUGCUGUAAAAAGGAGGAAGAAUAAAGACAACGGAAAUCUUAAAUGAACUAGUUCCUGCUCUUCUGAAGUGUUGGGARUAGCCGAACUCCCUGCAGCCGCCACCAUGAACCUCUCCAACGAGACGACUCCACGGUGCUUCUCCAUCAACAAUCCCCCCUUCAUCUACAACCACACCAUUGCGUCCAGCUACUUCUCCAUUGUGUUCAGCCCUCUGGGCCUCACCUUCAACCUCAUCGCCUUUGUGGUCCUCCUCAAGUCCUUCCAGCGCACGCACAGCCGCUCGCGCUCCUCCUUUCUCGUCUUCCUCUGCGGCCUGGUGGUCACCGACUUCAUGGGCCUCCUGGUCACCGGCAUUAUCGUGAUCACCUUCCACUUCACCCAGUUCAACUGGCGCCGCCUGGACCCGCACUGCCACUUCUGCAACUACAUGGGCAUGUCCAUGGUCUUCUACGGCCUGUGCCCGCUGCUGCUGGGCGCCACCAUGGCUGUGGAGCGCUUCGUGGGCAUCAACCGGCCGUUCGCCCGCUCGACCAGCAUGCCCAAGUCGCGGGCCGUGUGCAUAGUGCUGAUGGUGUGGGCGGUGGCAGGGUGCAUCUCACUGCUGCCCCUGGUGGGCGUGGGGAGCUACCACAUGCAGAUACCAGGCUCCUGGUGCUUCUUCAACAUUAGCUCUAAGGCUAGCGACAUGGUCUUCUGUCUGCUCUUCUCUCUGGUGGGGCUGCUGUCCAUAUCCGUGUCCUUCCUGCUCAACACGGUGAGCGUGGUGACCCUGGUCAAGGUGUGCUGCGGCCAGGACGGCACACAGCGUCGCCGCGACUACGAGGUGGAGAUGAUGGUGCAGCUCAUCUGGAUCAUGACGAUCGCUACCAUCUGCUGGUGCCCCCUGCUGGUGUUUAUUGCGCAGACUGUGUUGUCAGAGAGCCCACUUCAGGUCCGCAACCUGCUGCUCUUCAUCCGUUUCGCCACCUGGAACCAGAUCCUGGACCCCUGGGUGUACAUCCUGUUUCGCCGCGCCGUCCUUAAGCGCCUCUACCCCCGCUGGGACUGGUCCCGGGGCUCCAUGAGGACACUGUACCCGGCCUCCUUCGUCGGCACCAUCCGCCGGUUCACCCGUUCUUCCCUGGGCGAUGAUGUCCUGGGGGGUGGCGAAAGGCGUGUCAGUCGAAACCCAGUCAUUUAACGUGAAGGCUCCACCUUCAUCGCCUUGACUGUUUCCUGUUGUUGUGCAUUGGUACUCAUCCUCGUCAGUGACAUUUUUAUUUAUAUGGUUUUUAGGUGCUGUUUAAACAGUUCUAAACAGACUGAACAUGGAUACGGCUGUGGCAGUCCACUGGGCACAAACAGGUUGAAUCAACGUAUUGUGACGUGGAAUCUAUAUGGAAAAUACAUUGAAAUUKAAAAGUUAUUUUUUUCAACCACAAGGUUAUGUCGUCAUUGUAACCAAUUUUCAACAUAGACAAACCUUGUAUGAAAUAUGUUAAAUUUGUAUCUUUGAAACAAUGGCAGAACUUCAACGUUAUAUCCACUAUCAGAAGAAGGAAAAAAACAACAGGCWGAGCAGCACCUCCUACUGGAGAGUUGAUCUAUCUACAACUAUAAAUUUKGUUUCCCAUCCAGGGUUUCCAACAAGCUCAGCCCUACUUAGUUGUUAUGUACUAUGUCACUGACUACUACCAAUGUGCUAUUGUGAGAAUGAUUAUUGAGAGAUCUCUUAAUAACUAAAUAUAUUCACUGUUGCUAUCAAAGUAAUUCCAAAGGGUAGGUUUAACAGCGCAAAUGAAAUAUAACCAUACUUUAUAAGUCAUAUAUCAUCAAUUAUACUAUUUAGGCCUAUAUAGCAUUUGCAAAGUCAUCAACAGCUAUUAUUUCAAUUCAACCAUGGUAAAGAAAAUAUAGAAACUGUGUGGUUAGAGCCCUGAAUGCUGAUUGAUUGACAGCCGUGAUAUAUCAGACCUUAUACCACGGGCAUGACAAAAUAGUCAUUUUUACUGCUUUAAUUACAUUGGCAACCAGUUUAUAAUAGCAAUAAGGCACCUCAGGKGUUUGUGGUAUAUGGCCAAUAUACCAUGGCCAAUAUACCACGGCUUAGAGCUGUAUCCGGGCACACGUUGCGUUGUGUGUAAGAAUAGCCCUCGGGCUGUAUUGCUUAAAUAGACAAUAYAUAUAGGCCUAGGGUUUCAAGCUUUGGUUMAUUUCAAAUUUACUCUUCAAGGUAAUUAUUAAUAUGUUGGAUUCAUGUUUCCAUCUCAACCAAAAAUUGAAGUUAAAGAAUAUGGACUAAAUUUAAAUCAAAGAUUAUUUAAAGUGCAUUUAAAGUUUGAUUUGAUUUAAUUUAGUCCUAUUCUUUAAGUUAGAUUGUUGGUUGCGAUGSAGACGUUAAUAUGUUGUCUCCAUGUCUCUUUAUUUAAAGUGCAUUUAAAGUUUAUUAGAUUACAUUUAGUCCUGUUCUUUAACUUAGAUUUUUGUUUGAGAUGGAGACGUGAAUCCAACAUAUCAAUAAUUCAUUUAUAGACAAACUGAGUACUGAAUUGGGUUUGACUGUCAACGCAAGUAAAUAUCAACAUUUGAAAGAGAUCUUCUGUUUGGAUAGUUCCAUCUAUGCCACUGACAUAUUUUCAUUAAAAACGUUAUUUGGAUUAAUUUAUUCAGGACUAUAUCUUCCACAAUAUAUAGUCCUGAAACAAUUCUUGGGUUGCUAGAGACGCGACCCAGUCAUUCAGUCUUUUUGUUCUGUAUCUAUGGACGUGACCCAGUCAUUCAGUC
This is a messenger RNA of Salvelinus sp. IW2-2015, 3016 nucleotides long. It is a transcript of the gene tbxa2r, whose product is annotated as thromboxane A2 receptor. Lineage: Eukaryota; Metazoa; Chordata; Actinopteri; Salmoniformes; Salmonidae. Gene Ontology annotation, molecular function: thromboxane receptor activity. Gene Ontology annotation, biological process: positive regulation of cytosolic calcium ion concentration; inflammatory response; positive regulation of blood pressure. The record is from RefSeq and is a predicted model, not a curated record. Gene Ontology annotation, cellular component: plasma membrane.